AUGGCACGUGAGGCUUCUGUUGAGGCUAAUCAUGAUAUGUUCACACUUGAAGUACACCACGGGGGCUACUUUGUUGAUAGUUUAUAUAUGGAAGAACAUUCAAUACUAUUACAAGCACAAGAUUAUUUUGGAGCAGUGAAGUUGGUGAAAGGGAGCCAGCUGUUUGUGUUAUACAUAACUGAAAAUCCAGCACCUAGGCCUCUAAAUGUUCAGUCCCCAAUAUUCUCUGCAUACGGUGAAAAUGUUGAAGAUUAUGAAGAUGUUGCUCCUGGAUAUGAUGCUGAUGAAGAAAAUGGGCAAUAUGACUUUGUGGAUGUUGACAUAGAGGAAGAAUUUGGUGAGGCAGAGGAAGAAUAUGGCGAAGUUGAGGUAGAAAGUGAUGAAGCUGAGAAAGGUGGGGAGGAUGAGAAAGAAGUUGGUGAUUUCAUAGAUAGUGAGUUUGAGCAAAGUGAUGAAGAGGACAAAAUGAAUUUUCAUAGGUAUAUUGUAACUGAAGAGCAAGAUGAUGGGCAUAAAGAACCAGGUGAGGGUGAGACUGAUGGUUAUAAUGCAUCAGACUUAGGGAGUUUGCAUGAAGAUACUGAAGAUGAAGAUGACAAGAAGAGAGGUUUGAGGCAGCAAAAAUUCAAGCAGUACAAUAAACAGCAUUACCUAUUAGAUCCAAAAUUCCACUUGGGCUUGGAGUUUCCUAAUAUGCAGGAAUGUAGAGAGGCCAUAAAGUACUAUGCAUGCAAGUGUGCUAGAAUACUAAGGUUUGUGAAGAAUGAGCCUAAUAAGGUGAGGCUGGGUGAAAAGGCAAAGAGGCAUAGUAAGAGUGAUAAGAGUAAAAGGCAUGGUAAGGGUGAAGAGGGUGAAGAUGAACUAGAAGAUUGUCCUUGGUUAUUGUAUGUUGCACAUGUUGGGAAAGGACCCACUAUUAGAGUGAAGACAUACCAUCCAAUUCAUACAUGCGGUAGAUCUCAAAGAACUAGGUUUGCCACUUCACAAUGGUUGGCUAAAAGGUUUGAUGAGGAUCUCAGAACCAAUCCUAACAUGGACCAAUGCUACAAGGCAAAGAAUUUGGCAACUGAGAGGAUUCAAGGAAGCAUUGAAGAACAAAAUGCAAAGCUGUGGGAUUAUUAUGGGGAGCUUAAGAGGCAAAACCCAAGGAGUACAAUUUUAGUGAAGACAUCAUUAUGGGGAGAUGAUCCAGUUUUUGAGAGGUUUUAUAUAUGUUUUGCUCAACUGAGGAAGGGGUUUAUUGAAGGAUGCAGAACCAUGGUUGGUUUUGAUAGGGCUUUCAUCAAAGGACAACAUCCAGGACAACUUUUAAGUGUUGUUGGGAUUAAUGCCAACAAUGGCAUGUUCCCAAUUGCUUUUGCUGUUGUAGAGACAGAAAGCAGAGACACUUGGACAUGGUUUUUAGAUAUAUUCUUCAAUGAUGUUAGGGUAAGAGGCACUGGAAAUGGGUGGGUUUUUAUCACUGACAAACAAAAAGGACUGGGGCAAGCAAUUGAGGCUUUAAAGCCAGAUGCUGAACAUAGGCAUUGUGUAAGGCAUCUGCACAAUAAUUUCAAAGUUGCUGGGCAUGGUAGUCUGGCACUUAAACAGAGGUUAUGGGCUGCUACUAAAAGUACAACACUUCCUUGGUGGGAAGCUGAGAUGGACAAUAUUAUGGAAAUAUCUGCCCCAGCUCAUGCAUGGCUUAAGAAUAGGCCAGCAAUUCAUUGGAGCAGGUCACACUUUAGUACUAGGAUCAAGUGUGAUAUACUUCUGAACAACUUAUGUGAAUGUUUCAAUUCAGCAAUUUUGGAGGCAAGAGAUAAACCAAUAAUCACGAUGGUGGAAAGGAUAAGAACAUAUUUAAUGUUGAGAGUUGCAAGACAAAAUGAGGUGAAAUGGACUCAAAGAGUUGGGCCAAGGAUCUUUCAGAUUAUUGAAAAGAAUUUGAAAGAUAGUGGCUCAUGCAUUGCACAGAAUGCAGGUGGAAACAGGUUUCAAGUCACCCAUAUGCUUGGUGGGCAAUAUGCAGUUGAUCUAAAUAUUCACUCUUGCACUUGUAGAAAAUAG
Prunus avium (sweet cherry) is the source of this 2049-nucleotide messenger RNA. The record is from RefSeq and is a predicted model, not a curated record. NCBI's taxonomy places the organism in Eukaryota, Viridiplantae, Streptophyta, Magnoliopsida, Rosales, Rosaceae.